AUGGCCUCCAUAUCCGAAAGAACCUCACUCUUCGAGUCCCCCUCCACUCCCAAAUCAUCAGAACAGUGGAAACAAGCUCUCGCAGGCGUCAAGCUGCUGUACAUUCGCCGUCAAUACAAGCAGUGUGCCGCUCGCGCCGCCGAGAUUCUACGCAAUGCAAAUCAAAAGGCGAGUUAUCUGCUUUUUCUCUCCUGA
This is a messenger RNA of Aspergillus melleus, 195 nucleotides long. RefSeq lists its product as uncharacterized. The record is from RefSeq and is a predicted model, not a curated record. Lineage: Eukaryota; Fungi; Ascomycota; Eurotiomycetes; Eurotiales; Aspergillaceae. Bases 1 to 195 code for a protein of 64 amino acids. The transcript has a single exon.